CGGGCUGUGUGUAUCCAUUGUAUGUAUGUAUGUAUGUACCAUAUAUCUGUCGGGAGGAACCAGUCAUCUAUGUAUGAGUUCACGGCUAUCGAUUCCUCUAGAAUCAUACAAAGAAAAUUUUUUACAAAGGAACAAGGAAACACCCGUUAGAACAUCUUAGUUUGCUUUUGACCCCGUUCAAAUUUGAGGCACAACUUCCUUGGUUGCUAUGGCCCCGUAACUAAGUGUAUGUAGGAUGGUGUACAACCCCGACCCUCCACAAUCCAGCAGCAAGAGAGUUUUCUAGAACCACAGGGACCUUGACACAGUUAUGGGUCAAGUGUUCCCUUCCGAAAUAGGAACUAUGAUCGGGCAGAAUCCGCCUUUUUUUUGGUUGAGAAAGUUAAGUUCGCCAUCGUUGAAGCCCAUGUCAUGUAUGGAUGCCAUGCGGCAUUUUCAAACGCAAAAACCCAAACUCAAUGAACGAGAAACCGUGUGGAGAGAACAGCUGGCCACCCCUUGGAACGCAAGCCUCCGCUUGGAGCAAGCAAGUACUGUGCUACUAAUAAUAAUGACUCGCAUUAUUACCGUCGCCAGGGUUGCAUCAACAAGAAUCGGAGCGUUGAUUACCAGGAAUUUUAUUCGUCACCAGCCCUUUGGCGAUGGCUUGGCUCUCUUCCUUAAGACUUUUGCGGUCCUCUCUCUGCCUUGUACAACUGGGGGGCCUGAGGGACCGAAUCAUCCGAAGGGUCAUAAUGUCAUGCUCUGUCAGCCACCAUGGAUGAUCUUUUGUGGUGUGACUUUGAAGGCCCCAACGGCUUCAUGGCGAAGGCACAGUUUGGUCCAUCGUGAGAAAACGGGGGAUAAUUGUACGAUAUUAAGCUGCCUCACCACAGUGGGGGCGGGCCAGUGAUGGAAGCGCUUUGUUCCGGGGCACCUCAACUAAAACCCAGGAACGGAAAUAAGAUCCCAGAACGUAGACUAUGUAUGUUUCCAAUUUGGCUAGGCUUAGUAGUUGGGUAGUAGUAGUAGUAUAGUAGUAGAACUGCGAUGGAAUUGCAAUCCUAACCAAGCCUGGUUGACCGCCCC
Aspergillus pseudotamarii is the source of this 1068-nucleotide messenger RNA. RefSeq lists its product as uncharacterized. Bases 311 to 892 code for a protein of 193 amino acids. The transcript has a single exon. The record is from RefSeq and is a predicted model, not a curated record. Lineage: Eukaryota; Fungi; Ascomycota; Eurotiomycetes; Eurotiales; Aspergillaceae.